Amblyraja radiata (thorny skate) is the source of this 628-nucleotide messenger RNA. RefSeq names its product nuclear factor 7, ovary-like. The coding region runs from base 1 to 531 and encodes 176 amino acids. The transcript has a single exon. Gene Ontology annotation, molecular function: protein binding. Lineage: Eukaryota; Metazoa; Chordata; Chondrichthyes; Rajiformes; Rajidae. The record is from RefSeq and is a predicted model, not a curated record.
AUGGACCCGGACACCGCCCACCCGACCCUGGAGGUGUCGGACGACGGCAAGGCGGUGUCGUUGAGUGAGAAGCCUCUGGAGGUGGUGCCUUCGCCCAAGCGAUUCACCCAGACCACCAUGGUGCUGGCCCACCAGAGCUUCGACGCGGGCAAGUACUACUGGGAGGUGAUCGUGCAGGAGAAGUCCGACUGGAGCGUGGGCAUCGCCAAGAAGUCCAUGCCGAGGAACGAGAGCAACAACCUGACCAACAGCCCGCUGGCCUGGUCGGUGUCCUUCCAGCAGCGCCAGUACCUGGCGUGGCACAACAGCAUCUCCACGUCCCUGGACAUCACUACGCUGCACCGGCUCGGCCUCUUCCUGGACUACGAUGCGGGCCAGCUGGCCUUUUACGAUGCCAGCACCAUGAACCCAGUGCACACCUUCUCCGAGACGUUCAACGAGCCUGUCUUCCCAGCCUUCAAUCCGGGCAAGAGCGCCGACAAGACAAAGAAAGCCAUCCUGAUCCUGUCCGAUGGUGAAGCCAGGAGUUAGGCAAAACCAAAUUAUUAUUAGCUUUUAAAUAACACGGAACGAAACACAAAAAAGAUCCCGGGAGGAACUCAGCAGGCCAAGCAACUAUCAUUGAUCG